Messenger RNA from Scutellospora calospora, 2100 nucleotides. The record is from the annotation of a GenBank genome assembly. Lineage: Eukaryota; Fungi; Glomeromycota; Glomeromycetes; Diversisporales; Gigasporaceae.
GUACACCAAAAUGCUCUAUAUCGGCUGUUAAAGUAGGCAUAGAAUUUCCUUGGUAUUCAGCCUUUCCCAAUAAUGAAAAAAAGCCUGUUGCACAUAAAAAUUUUUAUUAUGAGAGGGCUUGUGUACUAUUUAAUAUUGGUGCCAUGUAUAGUAAGCUUGGUAUUGCGGAAAGUAGACUAACUCCAGAAGGUGUUAAAAGAGCUUGUCAACAUUUUCAACACGCAGCUGGUUGUUUUAAACAUCUGAAUAGUGCAGUAGUACCGGAAAUGCGAAUUUUACCAACAUCAGAUAUGGCACCUACAACUUUAAAUGUUCUGAUUAAUAUUAUGUUAGCACAAGCUCAAGAAUGUUUUUGGCAAAAAGCUGUUUAUGAAAAAUUAAAAGAUGGAAAUGUGGCAAAAUUAGCAAGUCAGGUAUCUGUGUAUUAUGAAGCUGCAUUUGAAUUAGCGACAAAUAAUCCAGAAGUUGCAAAGUUAAUAGGCCAAAAUUGGCUUACACAUUUGCAAGUAAAAUCUUGGCAUUUUGCUGCAGCUUCAGAAUUUCGUAAAUCCUGUGAAUGUAUUAGUCAGAAUAAAUAUGGUGAAGAAAUUGCAAGAUUACGAGUAGCUGAGGGGUACGUGAAUCGAGCAUUUGAUCAGCGUAAAAAUUUAAGGGAAGCUGUAAUAAAAGAUUUAGAGUCACUGCAUACAGUUGUUACUUCAAACCUCAGCCGUGCUGUGAAAGAUAAUGAUAUUAUAUAUUUACAUACUAUUCCCUCGGCUUCAUCAUUGGCCCCAAUUGGUCAGGCAAGUCUAGCUAACCCAACACUUCCUCCGGAAGUCAAUAAUCCAGUUUCUUUGAUGAGUGAAAGAUCUAUUUUGGGACUCCCAUUGUUUGUAAAACUUGUCCCAUUUGCAGUUCAUCAGGCUCAUAGUGUAUAUUCUGAUCGUAAAGAAAGAACGGUAAAAGAAAUUUUAUGUAAAUUAGAAGAGUUAACAAGCAUUUGUACCAGUACGUUACAGUCUUUAAACGUGCCUGGUUCAAUGUCGGAUACAGAAGGCCAUAUAAUUCCACAAUCAAUAUUUGCAAAUUCACAAGAUGUUCGCAAUGAAGGCGGUGUAACAAGAUUGAAUGCAAUGUUUGAUAGCAUACAGGAUGCAUCUCCAAGUAAUAAUCAAAUUUUAGAUGAGGCAUUAAAUAUUUUAGACCAAGAGAUAAUAGAAGAUGAAGAAUGGGAAAAAAAGUUUGGUGAAAGAUGGACAAGAGCUAAAUCUGAUGAAAUUAAUAAAGAUUUAGUGAACCAAGGGUUAAGUUAUCAAGAAGUUCUUCAGCAAGCGCGAAAAGGUGAUUUGGCAAUUAAAAAUAAAAUGGAACAAUGGAGCCAACUCAUUGAGUUAUUAGGAUCUGAUAGGGAAAUCCUAAAAAAAGACAUCUUAGCAAAUAGCUCUUUUGAUGUAUCUGUACAAUCAGACAUUAAAGAAUUUGACAACAAAUUACGGAAUCUUAAAAACGAAGCUCAUGCUAAUAUAGGAGUGCGCAAAAAAACUGAAGAGGAAGUUAAAAAAGUUUCUAAUCUAGAUGAUAUUGGUCCUAUAUUACUUAAAGAGGCUGCUAAAAUUACUGCCAAUGGUACAGCAAUAAAAAUCGAGCCGGCACACUUUGAGGAAUUAUUCGAUGAAGAGUUGAAAAAAUAUGAUAAAUUUAAAGAUUUUGUGAAAAGUGAAACAGAAAAUCAAGAAAAAUUAUUGAAUCAUAUUCAAGAAUUAACAGAAGAACGUGAGAGAUCAAUGAAGAACUCUGGAAGAACUGAAUCAUUUGAGAAAUUUAAAACAGCACAUCAAAAAUUCAGAGAGAUAUUGACAAACUUGCAAGAAGGAAUCAAAUUUUAUCGCAAUUUUGAAACUACUUUGCGAGAAUACAAAAAAAGCUGUCAAGAAUUUGCUUCUCGUCGUCAGAGAGAGGGUUAUGACCUUGUCCGUGAAUUGACAUCUAGCACUACCGAUAGGGUUUGGAAUAGAGGUAUGCCUAUAGUUUACUCCCCCCAGACUAUUUCGCAGCAAUCUUCCCAAUCACCAAGGCCAAGUAGUGUGCGGAAUCCAGACAGGAAUUCCCAUUUUUCAC